This is a messenger RNA of Filobasidium floriforme, 1216 nucleotides long. RefSeq lists its product as uncharacterized. The coding region runs from base 1 to 1125 and encodes 374 amino acids. The transcript has 2 exons. The record is from RefSeq and is a predicted model, not a curated record. NCBI's taxonomy places the organism in Eukaryota, Fungi, Basidiomycota, Tremellomycetes, Filobasidiales, Filobasidiaceae.
AUGGCUAGCCAAUCGUCUCCUCCCCGACCACAUGCCGAUCGAUACCCGCUGAUCAAGAGAGAGGGCUCUCCUCCCGCCCGCGCUCGAUCUAGCUCGGAGGCGUCCAAGUUAGAUCGCCCAAGGCUUACCGGGCCCAACUCGCUGCAACUCCCUGCGGUGACCUUCAUUCCUCCUACUAUCAACGUCGUCCCUCCUACCCCUCAUACCUCGUUCGACCCAUACGCCUCCCUCUUCUCCCCGGAGAGCAAUCGAUUCGCUCACUGGCUCAACAAGGAGACUGCCAACGAGGAAGAACAAGCCGUCUCUUCGAUCCUCUUCCCUGCACACCCGAUCGACCCGGAGGUCGUCCAACGCUACGUUCCUUUGAAACACUGUUAUACCGAUCGAGACCGUCAUCUCUGGCAGGAGGACUAUACCAACUGGUGUAUCAAAGCUCAACGAUACUUUGACAUCAACCACCCGAGGGUCGGGAUCACCUUGCCGGCCCAUCGAGCUUUCGCUUUCAACCAGAGGGGGGCUCUCGAGAGGUAUAUGCUCGAGGUCGAUGCGUUCCCGCUUCACCCGGAUUCUGAGCCGUUCUCGAUGGCCAUCUCCAACGGGCUGGCGAUGAACCGGGACUUCGUCUGUUUCCGGUGCGGACAGCUGAAACACGGUCACAUGGUCACUCACGGGGCCGAGUGCGAGCAUACCUUGCCGUUCGAGCAGACGGUCUACUAUUUCGCUUGGGAGUCGUUGAAGAAGAGUCACAGGGAGGCGCUUUUGACGCGCGUUCCCAGGGUCUGGCAAGACACCGCGAGGAUGGAAUGGGAGCGCGGGUCGAAAGAGAUUGAUCGGUUGGAGAAAGUCAACGACGACCAAGGGCGAGCUUGUCGGGAGUUGAUGGACAAGGUGGAGAUGCAGGAUAAGCGAUUGAAAGAGGUCGAAGAGGAGAUGGAGAAGGUCAAGAUGGACAUGAAGUCGUUGAAGAGUAAAGUCAGGCAUGCAAAGGCGGGGAAAGACUUGAUGGACGAUGGGGGCAAGGAGAACAAGGAGUCGCAAUUAUUGGGUCGAUGGAGUCAUCAGCGAUCUAGUCACGAGCUGCUAUCGACCGAGCGACCUAGGGUCAAGAGGACCCGGAUUCGGUGACGAGCCGAGCCUGUUUUGCUUAAAAUCGUCGUGAGUCCGAAACUGCUCCUCUCUCAAACCGUUCGCUCAGCUAUCCCAGAGGAGACUGGCU